Molecule: messenger RNA, 979 nt
Organism: Cuscuta campestris
Lineage: Eukaryota; Viridiplantae; Streptophyta; Magnoliopsida; Solanales; Convolvulaceae
Source: the annotation of a GenBank genome assembly
AUCAGGUAUGUGCUGGGCUUUCAUCACGCCUUUAGGAGUACAAAUCUGAAAAUGCUCAGUUAGAAGAGCUUCUUUUUGUCGAGAGGGAGUUGAGUAAAUCGUAUGAGGCUCGCCUGAAGCAGCUUCAGAAAGAUCUAUCUGCAGCAAAAAAUGAGGUGUCAAAAGUGGAGUCUAGUAUGACGGCGGCACUUUCUGCUAAGAAUGCUGAAAUUGAGGCCCUUGCUAGUUCUAUGGAGGCAUUAAAGAAGCAAGCUGCUUUAUCAGAGGGUAAUCUUGCAUCUUUGCAGGCAAAUAUGGAGGCUAUUAGGAGAAAUAGGGAAUUGACCGAGACUAGGAUGAUGCAAGCUAUAAGGGAGGAGUUGGCUGUUGCAGAACGAAGAGCUGAAGAGGAGCAGGCAGCACAUAAUGCUACUAAGAUGGCUGCUAUGGAAAGGGAGGUUGAACUUGAACACCGUGCUCUUGAGGCCUCCACUGCAUUGGCCAGGCCCAGAGAACAGCAGAUGAAAGGAUGGCAAAGGCAGCAGAACUUGAGCAAAAAGUAGCACUGCUUGAGAAAGAUGUUGAUAUUGGAUGAAGACCCUGAUUCUACUGAAUAAGGCCAUGCCGUUGCCAAGGGCUUACAAUGCUGAUUUGAUGCUGUUGGUAUUUGGAAGAUAUGGAUGUCUGCUGAUUUGUUUCUUGGAACAAACCUCUGCUGCCAAUGAUAUUUGCUGCUACUGACCACCUAUGGACUCUCAACACCAUACAAAUGCAGCAACAGAUGGUUGAUACUUGCAGGUGAAGAACUGACUUUUGACUAUCGCUACAAACCGUUCUCCGGAGAAGAAAAAGGGUUUCCAUGUCUCUGUGGAUCUUCCAGUUGCAGAGGUCGACUUUACUAAUGAAGUCCCGUUUUUUUCCAUAAUCGGUGUGGGGUAUAACUCAACUAGUUAAACAUAUGUCUCCUCCCUAUCAGCCAGAACAAAAGAAUGUAUUUUUG